Bombina bombina (fire-bellied toad) is the source of this 3392-nucleotide messenger RNA. It is a transcript of the gene CTNNB1, whose product is annotated as catenin beta 1. Gene Ontology annotation, molecular function: cadherin binding; transcription coactivator activity; alpha-catenin binding. The record is from RefSeq and is a predicted model, not a curated record. NCBI's taxonomy places the organism in Eukaryota, Metazoa, Chordata, Amphibia, Anura, Bombinatoridae. Gene Ontology annotation, biological process: cell adhesion; positive regulation of transcription by RNA polymerase II. Gene Ontology annotation, cellular component: catenin complex; adherens junction.
CGAGAGGAGUGAGUUGAAGAUUUCUUUUUUUUUUGACAGAGUGACGGAAACCACCGGACAUCGGGGUUGGUGGAGGAGGAGGAGGCCAGCACCUUGUAGGAUUGUGUGAUCGCUCCCGAGGAGCUGGGAGUAACCACGCAUCUGGUACGUCAUCGCAACCUUGGUUUUGGAAGGUAGUGAAUCAUGGCAACACAAGCUGACUUGAUGGAGUUGGACAUGGCUAUGGAACCUGACCGAAAGGCAGCAGUGAGCCAUUGGCAACAGCAGUCCUAUCUGGAUUCUGGCAUUCAUUCUGGAGCUACAACCACAGCACCGUCUUUAAGUGGCAAAGGGAACCCAGAGGAUGAUGAUGUGGAUACCAAUCAAGUUCUUUAUGAAUGGGAACAGGGUUUCUCUCAGUCCUUUACCCCAGAUCAAGUAGCAGAUAUUGACGGCCAGUUUGCAAUGACCAGAGCCCAAAGAGUUCGGGCUGCCAUGUUCCCUGAGACGUUGGAUGAAGGUAUGCAGAUUCCAUCAACACAGUUUGACUCUGCUCAUCCUACAAAUGUUCAGCGCCUGGCCGAGCCUUCUCAGAUGCUUAAACAUGCAGUGGUCAAUUUAAUAAACUAUCAAGAUGAUGCUGAAUUGGCGACUCGUGCCAUACCUGAACUAACAAAGCUACUGAAUGAUGAAGACCAGGUGGUGGUUAACAAGGCUGCUGUUAUGGUUCAUCAGUUAUCUAAGAAAGAAGCUUCUCGCCAUGCCAUUAUGCGAUCUCCACAGAUGGUAUCUGCAAUUGUUAGGACAAUGCAGAAUACAAAUGAUGUUGAAACUGCACGUUGCGCUGCUGGAACUCUUCACAACUUAUCUCACCAUCGUGAGGGCUUGUUGGCUAUCUUCAAAUCUGGAGGCAUUCCUGCUCUGGUUAAAAUGCUUGGGUCACCAGUGGACUCUGUGCUUUUCUAUGCUAUCACAACAUUGCAUAAUCUUCUUCUGCAUCAAGAAGGUGCCAAAAUGGCAGUCCGUUUGGCUGGUGGACUGCAAAAAAUGGUUGCUUUGCUGAACAAGACAAAUGUCAAAUUUCUUGCAAUCACUACAGACUGUCUCCAGAUAUUGGCCUAUGGGAAUCAAGAAAGCAAGCUCAUUAUUCUUGCAAGUGGAGGGCCUCAAGCACUGGUGAACAUAAUGAGAACUUAUAGUUAUGAAAAGCUCUUGUGGACCACAAGUCGUGUGCUAAAGGUUUUAUCAGUAUGCUCUAGUAACAAGCCUGCAAUUGUGGAAGCUGGUGGCAUGCAAGCUCUCGGUUUGCACCUUACUGACCCAAGCCAGCGUCUCGUUCAGAACUGUCUUUGGACUUUAAGAAAUCUUUCAGAUGCAGCAACUAAGCAGGAGGGCAUGGAAGGCCUUCUAGGAACUCUUGUGCAACUUCUUGGCUCAGAUGACAUUAAUGUUGUAACUUGUGCAGCUGGUAUUCUGUCCAACCUGACAUGCAACAACUACAAAAAUAAAAUGAUGGUUUGUCAAGUGGGUGGCAUAGAAGCUCUAGUGCGGACUGUACUGCGUGCAGGAGAUAGAGAGGACAUCACUGAACCUGCAAUUUGUGCUCUUAGACACCUCACCAGUAGGCAUCAGGAAGCAGAGAUGGCUCAAAAUGCUGUGCGUCUCCACUAUGGACUUCCAGUAGUAGUGAAACUUUUUACCCCUCCUUCUCACUGGCCCCUGAUUAAGGCUACAGUUGGCUUGAUCCGCAACCUUGCUCUUUGUCCUGCCAAUCAUGCUCCCCUGCGUGAACAAGGUGCCAUUCCAAGGCUUGUUCAGUUGCUUGUAAGAGCACAUCAGGAUACCCAGCGACGCACAUCAAUGGGUGGAACACAGCAGCAGUUUGUGGAGGGAGUCCGAAUGGAAGAGAUUGUUGAAGGCUGCACAGGUGCUCUUCACAUACUGGCUCGUGAUGUCCACAACAGAAUUGUUAUUAGAGGUCUGAAUACCAUUCCAUUAUUUGUACAGUUAUUGUACUCACCAAUUGAAAACAUCCAAAGAGUAGCAGCUGGGGUGCUUUGUGAGCUUGCCCAAGACAAAGAGGCUGCUGAAGCCAUUGAGGCUGAAGGAGCAACUGCACCCUCACUGAACUGCUUUCACUCUAGAAACGAGGGAGUUGCAACUUAUGCAGCAGCUGUUCUAUUCCGUAUGUCAGAGGACAAACCACAGGACUAUAAGAAGCGCCUGUCAGUUGAGCUUACUAGCUCACUUUUCAGAACCGAACCAAUGCCAUGGAAUGAAACUGGAGAUCUUGGUCUUGACAUUGGAGCCCAAGGUGAACCACUUGGCUAUAGAACAGAUGAUCCCAGCUACCGUUCUUUCCAUCCUGGAGGUUAUGGUCAGGAUGCAAUGGGAAUGGACCCAAUGAUGGAUCAUGAUAUGGGAGGUCACCACCCAGGUUCAGACUACCCUGUUGAUGGACUACCUGAUCUAGGCCAUGCUCAGGAUCUUAUGGAUGGACUGCCUCCAGGUGACAGCAAUCAGUUGGCCUGGUUUGACACUGACCUGUAAAUACUUUAUACUUGUGAUCGUCUGAAUGAAUCUGCAUUGUGAUUGGCCUGUAGAGUUGCUGAGGGCUCGAAGGGGUGGGCUGGUAAUCUCAGAAAGUGCCUGACACACUUACAAAGCUUAGUUUCCUGUGGGAACAAUGGAAACUAACUUAUGUUCUGGUCCUUUUUUUUGAUCGGAGGAACAAUACCAAUGGAUUUUGGAAGUGACUCGUACAUCAAGAAUGCACAGGAAUAGUUUGCAAGCUGGAACCUAUCAAAACACUAGCCUUGUUUAAGUUUUUUAUUUUAUUUUUUUUAAUUUGUAAUGGUACUGACCUAGCUUGCUUUCUUCUAGUAUUUUAGAUUUAUUUUCUGCAGUUAAGUCUCUAGUGUUCAGUUAAUAGUGCUUAUUGCUAAAGCAGUUUCUAAUUUUUAAGGAUAAAGUAACAGUGUAGAACACUAAUUCAUACUCACUAAUUGUAUCCUGACAAAGUGGAACAUUGUGUAGCCUUUUUUUGUAUAAAACAAAUAGAAAUGGUCCAAAUAGUUUUCUUUUUAAUAUGCUUAAUAAGCAGGUGGAUCGAUUUUUGAUCAAAGCUUUUAUCUGGGAUAUGUCUGGGUAGGGGCCAGUAAGAAUCAAUUUGGAACUUGUAAUGGACACUUUACCAGUUGCCUUUUUAUCCCAAAGUUAUUGUAAUCUGAUGCCACAGAUGAAUGAGAAUCCAAUUCUAAAAUGGCUCAGAAGGAUUAAAGUGGACUUUUAAUGCAUUCUGCCGUGUCAAGUUAUUUUAAACCAGUCCAUGUGGAAUGGGUCUCUGUGGUCUUAUGGAAAGAACUUAAAUGUUUGUAAAUGUAAUAAACAAAGUAAACUUAUUUUUAAAUUCA